Molecule: messenger RNA, 1215 nt
Organism: Trifolium pratense (red clover)
Lineage: Eukaryota; Viridiplantae; Streptophyta; Magnoliopsida; Fabales; Fabaceae
Product: polygalacturonase-like
Exons: 4
Coding region: 1-1215 (404 amino acids)
Biological process (GO): carbohydrate metabolic process
Molecular function (GO): polygalacturonase activity
Source: RefSeq, a predicted model, not a curated record
AUGAAGAUCAAUAUUGCUAUAAUUGUUUCGUUCUUAUUUCUAGCUCACUUUGGUGCAGCUCAACCUGGUGUCCUUGACAUAUCAAAAUUUGGUGGAGCGCCAAAUUCAGAUAUAUCACAAGCAUUCACAACUGCUUGGAAUGAAGCAUGUGCAUCAACAACAGCAGUUAAAAUUAUGAUUCCAGACGGUACAUACAAGUUGAAUUCAAUAGAUGUUAAAGGUCCUUGUAAGGCCCCUAUUGAAGUUCAAGUUGAUGGCACAAUUCAAGCACCUGUAAACCAAGAUGAGAUAAAAGGGGCUGAUCAAUGGGUGAAGUUUAUGUACGUUGACCAAUUAACCUUAUCAGGCAAAGGAGUUUUUGAUGGUCAAGGGACAGAAGUUUGGAAAGCAAAAACUGGUGGACCUGCUUGGAGUGGAAAGGGGCCGAUGAGCAAAGUUUUCAUGAAUUUUGGUUUUAAUUUCCUCAACAAUACCGUCAUCCGCGACAUUACUAGCAAGGACAGUAAAAAUUUUCAAGUUAUGGUUUUUAGUUGCAACAAUAUUACAUUUGAUGGAUUUACAAUUACUGCCCCUAAAGAUAGCCCCAACACGGAUGGAAUCCACAUGGGAAAAUCAACUGAUGUUAAAAUUCUUAACUCAAACAUUGGGACCGGUGAUGAUUGUAUAUCAGUAGGUGAUGGUACCAAAAAUCUCACUGUCCAAAAUGUGAAAUGUGGACCAGGUCAUGGCAUUAGUAUUGGAAGCCUUGGAAAGAUUGAAACAGAAGAAAAUGUAGAAGGGGUUUUAGUUAAGAACUGUACUUUGACAGAAACUGACAAUGGUGUGAGGAUCAAGACAUGGCCUAAUGAACCUGCAACACUUACUAUUUCUGAUUUGAAUUUUGAAGAUAUUACUAUGGUUAAUGUCAAGAACCCUGUCAUCAUAGACCAAGAGUAUUGUCCAUGGAACCAAUGCAACAAACAGAAUCCAUCAAAAAUAAAGAUAACCAAGGUUUCAUUCAAGAACAUUCAGGGCACUUCAGGAACUGAAGAAGGAGUUGUUCUUAUUUGCAGUGCUGGUGUACCAUGUGACGGCGUGGAGCUAAAUAAUGUUGAUCUCACAUUCAAUGGAGCACCAACGGUGGCUAAAUGCUCUAAUGUCACACCUACAGUUGUAGGAAAAGCUCCAGCUUGUCAAGCUCCUGGAGCGGCCCCUGCAGCAGCGCCUGCAGCUUGA